CAACAUUUACAAUGGUGUCUUUUUCUCUCAUCUGUGUCUCAUGUUUAUUUGGUCGUUUGUGUAUGUGAAGGCAAAGUUUCUAUGUAUAUUAGCAUGAUUUGCCAUUCAAUUUUAUGUAAAGAUUUGGCCAUUGCAAUGUGGUUUUUAUGGCUUUUUGCUAACAGUUUUAGGAAAACUGCUUUUGUUUUAAUACAUUGAUGCAGCAGUUGUGAAAAACUAUGCACUGUUUAAGAAUACAUCCAACUUUUUAUGCACUGACUUGACACUAGAUGGCACAACAGAUAAACCUGUUCUGCUUCCAGCUAAACAUUGACUAUUGUAGCCACCCACACAUUUUACAAAAGUACCCUUAUCUACAGCAGCACACACACCUAUUACAACAGAGCAUGUGUUUCACUGAACCCAGAACGCAGAGUACUUUACAUGUAACUACAUGUCAGCCAGUCAUGACUUUGUAGAAAGUCAGGUUAGGAGGCGCAUUCACCACUCUUUCUUUCCAACGGCACACAAAUCAUGCCAUCUUAUUGCAUAACUAAUACUGUUGCUGAACUGGCACUUUGAAGUUGGAUUACCUUUCCUGUGUAAGUGGACUUGGGGUCUCUCACUGACAUCAAUAUGAAGGUGCCUCAUUUGUCUCUGGUCACCUUUACUCUACUGUUGAUUCAACUAUCUGGCUAUGCAUCUGGGGGCAAAAUCCUGGUGUUCCCACUUGAUGGGAGCCAUUGGGUAAACAUGAAAGUACUCAUAGAGGAGCUGCAUGACAAAGGCCAUGAGAUCACUGUGGUUCGGGCGUCUGAUAGCUGGUACAUCAGUGAAAAGUCUCCCUUCUACACCUCUGUCAACCUUCCCAACCCUAGUGGAUUUAAGGAAAACCUUUCAACCUUUUUGUCUCCACAGCUGGAAAUGCGGCUUCAGAGUAAGCCUUCAUCUUUUUGGUCUCACAUCUGGACUCAGAUUCAGAGGGAGCGGAUGGUUUUCGAACAGGUCUCUCAGUUCCACAAGACAAUGAGUGAGAUGAUUGUUCAGAUGUUUGAAGAUGAAAACCUGAUGCGUUCCUUCCACAAUGCCAAAUAUGAUGUGGUUUUGACUGACCCCAGCAUUGGCGGAGGGACAAUGCUGGCACGUCAGCUUCAAGUUCCUCUUGUUUUCAAUGUCAGAUGGACCAUUCAAGGUGAAGCUCAUUUCCUUAUUGCCCCCUCACCUCUGGCAUACAUUCCUUUUACUGCAACAGAGUUGACAGAUAAGAUGACUUUCUCUCAAAGAAUCAAGAAUGUUUUGAGCUAUAUGCUUGGGAUGUACACACUAUCAUCUAUCACAGAACCUCAUUACAAACCAGUAGUUUUGAAGUACUUUGGUCCUGGUGUGGAUUACUCAACGUUUUUCCUGGAUGCUGACAUAUGGCUUAUGAGAAAUGAUUUUAUCUUUGAAUUUCCACGUCCUACAAUGCCAAACAUAGUCUACAUGGGUGGAUUUCAGUGCAAGCCCCCUAAGCCGCUCCCUGCCGAUUUGGAGGAGUUUGUCCAGAGUUCUGGAGAUCAUGGGAUCAUUAUGAUGACAUUAGGAACUUUAGUCGGGAAGCUUCCUGAAGACAUUGCAGAGGAGAUUGCUGCAGCCUUUGCUCAAAUGCCUCAGAAGGUUGUAUGGAGGUAUAUGGGACAAAGGCCAGCCAACCUGGGCAAUAAUACAUUACUGGUCAAAUGGCUACCACAGAACGACCUCUUAGGACAUCCCAAAACUAGAGUGUUUGUGACCCAUGGAGGUACUAAUGGGGUUCAGGAGGCUAUUUACCACGGAGUUCCAAUAGUUGGACUUCCCUUAUUCUUUGAUCAGCCUGAUAAUCUCUCCAGAAUCAGAGCAAAAGGAGCAGCUGUGAACGUGGAUAUCUCCGUGCUUGAUAGACACAUCUUUGAGGAUGCGCUGAUGACAGUUCUUUACAAUUCCUCUUACAGUGAAAACAUGCAGGCGCUCUCAAGGCUGCACAGAGAUCAGCCAAUGAAACCACUGGACCAGGCUGUGUUUUGGAUAGAAUAUGUUAUAAGACAUAAAGGGGCACGUCAUCUGCAGUCACAGUCCAACAAAAUGUCCUGGUUUGUUUACAACUCUGCUGAUGUCAUUGCAGCUUUGUUGACAAUUGUUUUGCUUGUGACAUUCACCUGCAUUUCAAUUGUAAGGUUAUUGUGGAGAAUGAUUUUUGUUGGGAAAAAAGUUAAACAUGAAUAAAAUGUCAGUUCUGUGUUGUUGUUUUUUUGAGUGCAUAAGAUAUGAAAAAUAAACUUUGUCUCUUGACAAGAUUAACCCCAAACAUGCUUAUAACCCGAAAACAGUAUCCAUGAAGAGUGAAUAUUUCAGUGACAAAUGUAUUCAAGUGCAAUCAGUAUACUUAUAUUCAUUAUAAUCCUAUUUAGUGUAAAAGACUCAGAGAUGAGUCUUAUGAGAUGAGACUGUUGUAGCCUAGAAUAACUGCCAUGUCAGCAAGUGUGAUUGAUUUCACCUUUAUAUGUAUUGCCAUCUAACUAAAACACACAUAGUACUGCCUGGAGAUAUAUAAUAUUUAAGACCAUGACAGACAUAUAACAGAGCUAUGAGCAGGUUUAUAGAGUGAGAGGAUGAAAAAAAAAGUCAGGUUCAUACUUUACAACUUGCUGAAAAAAAAACAAUGCAGCACAAAAUGAAACUUUCUAGUUUUUACUUAAAAUUAUAUAGGAAACAAUAUCGAAUAAAAACAGUUUACCACACUAAACAUAACAAUUACAAGUGUUAAAACUCUUGCUUUCAUUGGGAAUUAGAUCAGAAAAUAAUUCUUGCCUGUUACACAUAUGCCUGUUUUAAGAUUAAUGCUAGUGUAUCUGUGAGGCUUUACAGUGGUGUUAUGAGUUAAAAGCUAUCAUCAGCAUGCUAAGAUGCUCACAAUGACAUGUGGAUGUUAAGUAAGUAAUUAAGUAAAAUGUAAUAGAGAUACAGAAGAAACCUGUCUCCUGUAUAAAACCUGUGUGAACGGGUCAGUAGUUCCUGAAGAGUAAAUGGUUGUGUUGUGUUUGUUGGUUUACACCACUUAAGAUAGGUUUGUUCAGCUGUUACAAAUGUGUCUGCAAGGGCAAGCAAAUUCCACCUCUAACAUCUCCACAACAGCAAGGAUGAAGGCAAAAACCACCUUUGACACAACAGGGUUGUUUCUAAGCUCAUCCCUGAGUGUUGUGAUCAGAUGUAUCUCUGCUCCCAUCAAGAAUUCUAGACAAAAAGAAAAAAGUCCACAUUUAUGGAUGAUUCAGAAAUGUAUUUCAUGGAUCUGCUUUGAUUUCUCAUUUGUUUUUUUGUUCAUAGGUUCAUUUAGCAUUUUUGCACUUAGGCCAUUUUUAACCCUGAGAGGUUGCAGAGGAAGGAAGAUAAAGUCGAGGGAGAGAUAGAGAAGAUAUAUUAAGGUUUGAUUCAUGGCUUUCAAGGCACGUUUGAUGGAACAGUUCUCCACUUUGAUGGGGUUUAAGUGAAAUAAGCGCUAUAGUAAAAGAACAUUUGGAUUUUUGGGGAAUAGGUAAAAUAAAUCUGUUUUGCAUGUGUCAGUUUUCACAACGUUUGCAGUGGGUGGCAGCAGAAAGCUCUUAUAGUGUUUUAAAGGAAGUACUGAAAAAAUACAAGCUUCAGAAUGGCUUGUAGCUCAUCUCACUUUUUGUUUCAAUUUUCUGAAUUUUGGGGAUGCCAAAGGAAAAAGAUUAUUUUGAUAUCUAAAAAUGAAAUUGUUAAUUCAAAAAGUGCAUAAAAUAGUGAAUGUAAUUUGUCUUAACACUGAGUAGAUAAUUGGCACAUU
This is a messenger RNA of Thunnus maccoyii (southern bluefin tuna), 3802 nucleotides long. Its product is annotated as UDP-glucuronosyltransferase 2C1-like. Lineage: Eukaryota; Metazoa; Chordata; Actinopteri; Scombriformes; Scombridae. The transcript has 2 exons. Gene Ontology annotation, molecular function: UDP-glycosyltransferase activity. The record is from RefSeq and is a predicted model, not a curated record. The coding region runs from base 616 to 2220 and encodes 534 amino acids.